Molecule: messenger RNA, 10234 nt
Organism: Xyrauchen texanus (razorback sucker)
Lineage: Eukaryota; Metazoa; Chordata; Actinopteri; Cypriniformes; Catostomidae
Product: desmoplakin-like
Exons: 24
Coding region: 142-8226 (2694 amino acids)
Biological process (GO): cell-cell adhesion; wound healing; skin development
Cellular component (GO): intermediate filament; cytoskeleton; cytoplasm
Molecular function (GO): structural molecule activity
Source: RefSeq, a predicted model, not a curated record
GCUCGGAGUCGGAGCGGAUAUCCACGUCGUUACGCACGGAUUCACCCGGACCUGCGUAUCCGUUUUCGAGUUUGCUCGGUUCUCACGUCUGCCUUGCGAACUUUGCCAUUUUAUCUGGAUAAGUCGAGCGCAGUCUUGAGUAUGUACGACUCGCAGCGCGGACUCAACUCGGCGGGCCGCCGCACCGGAUCCCCGAGCGAUGUGAACGCGCCCGCGUAUCAGUAUGCGCGCAGCGAGGUGGUGCAGCGGGGGAAGAAUGGAUACGUGCAGGAAUUUGUGGAGACAGGACAAAGACGCAAUUUCGCCAGACAAUCCAUGAGCCCCGGUCAAGUAUCCAACACGAGUGCCAUGAAACAGCGGAUAUCAUUUCUACAGAGCCAGUGUCAAGAAAACCUGGACAAGACAGCAUACAUUUUACAGAAUGGGAAUGAUCAGCACGCUUUCGCCGAUGCUGAAAGAUAUCUGGCGUCUGCCACUGAUGCCAACGAGCAGCUCAGAAGUUUCGCAUCUCAACAGAACAUGCCAUCUGAAACAAUCAUGCGGAGUGUCAAUAUAUUUACUGAUCAGAUCAGAGAUCUCAGCGUGGCUCUAAGUAGCCUUCCUCAACAGAAAUGGACCAACAGAACCGUCAGACACAGAGUAGCCCGAGAGGAACCCAACAGAUACUUCACUGAGGCCAUGGGUUGGAUCACACAACAGAAGCGAAUGCUUGAGACGUCAUCAUGGGGGGAAGACAUAUCGACCAUCCAGCAGCAGAUAGUCAAUCACAUCACCAUUGAAGGCUCCCUGCAGAGGAGUGAGGUGGUUGAUAGAGCUCGAGCAGAACUGAUGCAUAGCAGAGAUCAAAAUAUAGACAUAAACAGAUCCAAUCUGAACAAACUGGAACAAGAAUGGGAGAGUCUUCAGAAAGCGGUGUACCAGAGAGGCAUUCAGCUGCAGGAACUGAGGACCAUCAUAGAGGAGAUAUCUAAUCAGAUCAUGUGGGUGAACGACAGAGAGGAAGAGGAGCUGAUGUUCGACUGGGGCGAUAAAAACAUAGACGUCUACAUCCCGAAGAAAGAGGAGAGCUUUUCAAAACUGAUGAGAGAACUGGAGCGGAAGGAAAUGGAUAUGAAUGUUCUUAAAGGGAAGGUGGACACUGUGCUGAAGAACACACAUCCUGCGUCUGAUAAGAUCCAGGCGUAUAUGGAUACGCUACAGACGCAGUGGAGCUGGCUUCUACAGAUCACCAAAUGCAUUAACGUCCAUCUGAAGGAAAAUGCAAAAUACAGCCAGUUCUUCAAGGAGACGACUGACAUGAACAGCAAACUCAAGAAAGAGCACGACAACAUCCGCAAGAACUUUUCCUGCGAUAAGUCGACACCGCUGCACAAAUUACUAGAACUUUUACAGGGUCUGGAGAGAGAGCGUGAGCGUUUGGCAGAGCAGAGGGAGAUGGUCCAACAGCUGGUGAUAAAAUCCAAGAAUAUUAUCAGACUGAAGCUGAGAAACCCCGAGGAGAAAAUCAACAGCCAAUCACCUGUGCUUGUGCGCGCGCUGUGUGACUUCAGACAAGACGAGAAGGUGAUCCGUAAGGAAGAUGAAGGGAUUCUGAAGGACAACACUGAACGGACCACAUGGCAGGUGAGGGGACCUGGAGGAAUGGACAUGCAGGUGCCUUCGGUCUGUCUGCUGGUGCCGCCACCAAAUCCACUCGCCAUCAGCCUGGCACAAAAGAAUUCCCAGUAUUAUGACGCCAUUUUAUCAGUGUGGAAUCAGCUGUACAUCAACAUUAAGAGUAUGAUCUCAUGGCAGUACUGUCUGCUGGACAUCAACCGCAUCAAUUCCCUCACCAUCAACAUGCUGGCCAAAAUGGGUCCAGACGAGUCCAUGAAUAUCAUCAAAAGUUUGGAGAUGCACUUUCAGGAGUUCAAAAAGCAUGCUCAGGGUUCAGAGAUGUUCGGGGCAGAAGAUGAGAAGAUUAUAGAGAGUCAAUUCUCUGGAGCACAGCAACACUAUGGCAAACUGGCCGAUCAGCUGCCCGCAUUCACUGUGAGCGGAGAGGGAUCCGAGUAUUCUGCCGCAGUGAGUGUGAAACUGUUGAAUGAGCUCUAUGCUCUGAGAUUGAAGCUGGACGGGGCCGAAUCAUCCCUCAUUUCAAUCCUAUACAUCCCCAUAGGAGAGAACGCCCCUGAGGAGUGUUCUCGCCACAUCAUCAACACGCAGGUCUUUCAGAAAGACGUGGGGUCUCUGAAAGGAGAGUUUUUGAAGCUGCGAGGCUCCGUACAGGCUGAGCUGAAGGAUGCAACGAACACCGAUAAAGCCAAAUACCUGAGCAGUCAACUAGAUUUCAUUAAUCAGGGACUAAUUAACAUGGAGAACUACACUGAGACUCACCUGCAGAGGUUAAACUCACUGAAGUCCCUGCUGAAGACAGUACAUAGAGUGGAGGACGUGGUGAAAGUUUACGAAGCUCGACUCACUGAGAAAGAAACGACUUCUCUGGAUCCAGAAGAGAUUCGGAAAUACCAGGAUGUGCUCAGGACUAUGUGCAGCGACUUGGAGCAGAAACAGGAUGUGCUGAAUUCGCUGCUGGCUGAGUUAAGCACCCUUCUUCAGUUUAAUAAGCAGGUGGAUCAGGGCCGGUACAAGAGUAUUAUCAACCUCUCUCAGUAUGCUGAACAUGUGAACCAGCUGUCAGACCGCUGGAAACGCAUUCAGACACAGAUCAAGAGCAGGUUGGAUGAUCUGGAUGUUUACCUGCCUCAGCUGCAGCAAUACCUGAGCUCUAGUUCCAGUCUCAGCGGUUGGAUCGAAGAGACUCAACGGCAUAUUGAUGCGCAGCAUAUGACGAAGAUCGAUGACAUCAAGGUUAACACCCAACUUGUCAACCAACAGAAGGCAUUAAACUCUGAUAUAAAGGCAAAGAGAGAGCUGUUAGAGACUGUACAGACGGAUGGAGAAUCCUGCAUAAAAUCUAUCAAGAAUUAUGAGCUGGAGUUAGCAUCUUAUGGUGCUGGACUAGAAACAUUACUAAACAUCCCCAUCAAGAGACUUAUCCUGCAGUCACCAUCUUCUGCUAUUUCAGAAGAGGUCUCUUCUUUAAAUGCACACUACUUAGAAUUACUCACCCGUUCAAGUGAUUACUACAAACAUCUUGUGGCCUCAUUGAAGAACGUAGAAGAACUGAAUUUCAGUAAUACCAGGAUUGAAGUUCUCAAGGAGGACCUUCAGGAGCUGAGAGACACCAUCAAGGACAACAAUGUCACGAAUGCUUCAUUGCAAGAGGCUCUGUUAAAAUGCCAGCAGGAGCUGAGUGACUCGCAGCAACAACUGCUUUCUCUGGAGGAGGUCAAGAGGAGUCAAACAUUUAAGUGCAUGGUCAUGCAGGAGAGCCUAGACUCCUCAGAGAACCGUCUGCAAGAGCUUAUGGAGCAAAUACGCCACCUCAAAAACCAGUUGGAAGAUAUGGAGAGGAAGAAGAAGAUUGUGGAGGAGCGCUGUAUUUUUUUGCAGGAUGAAUACGAUGAGACCAUGCGCAAGAAGCUCAAGGAAAUGGAGCAGGCCAGCUGGGCCAAGUUGGAGUUGGAGAAGACGGUGUCCGAUCGGACCCGAGAGGUGGAACGUCUGCGCAGGGAGUUGGAGGAUGAGGCGCGGCGAGUGAAGGAGGCACAGGUGGAGAUGGCAAAGGUAAGGCAGGAGCACAGCAUUGAGAUACAAGAGGUGAAGCAGACCUAUGAGUCUCAAAUCCUCAUUACACAAACCAGCAUGGAGAGGCUUUCGCAGCAGCAGGAGAGUGAUUCGGCCACCAUGAAUCUGGAAUACGAAAGAUUGGAAGGAGAGUCUAGAGAGUUGAAAGAGCAACUGAAAAGGCUUCGUCUUUCCCUCAUCCAGGAGGAGGCACUGAGGAAGAACCUGGAAGGGGAGGUAAAGAGACUCAGCGGUGUUGGCACUGAGGAAGCCCAGAAGCGGUGUGAGCUGGAAGCUCAGCUCCAGUUGAUGCUUAGCCAGAAACAAGAAGCAGACAACAAAUGGAAGGAAGUGCAAGGAAGCUCCAAUCGGAUGCUGCAGGAGAAGAGCAUUGAGAUCAACCAUCUAACGUGCUGUCUUGAGGAGGAGCGACGCAUGAAAAGAGCUUCGGAGGCGGAGACAAGGCGACUGGAAGGCGAGUUGGCUGACCUCAAAGCCAAGAAUGAAACCUUAAACGAGGAGCUGAUGCAGCUUCAUUCCUCCCAUUGCGAAUUGAGCCUCAUCCGUGUUGAGUUGGAGGCCCAUGCCCUUGAGAAGAGCCGGUCUGAACAGACUAUAGCGCGGCAACAAAGCCUCAUUCAAGAGCGUCAAGAGGAGGUGAAGCGACUGGAAAGUGAGUUGGUGAAGCAGCGACGAGUGUCAGAAGAGGAGGCUGGAAAACGCAGAAGAGCAGAAAUGGAACUUGAAAAGUCUAGCCAGGCCAUGCGCGAGUACACGUCUACCAUCACCACACUGCGUAAGAGCCAGGAAGAGACCAGUCUUGAGACCAAACAGGUGGAUAAAGAAUUCAAGCAGCUGCAGGACACCCUGGACCGCACCUUGAAGGAGCACAAAGCGUCGUCUCAGAGUCUGGCCGCUUUGAAAGCUGAGGUGAAUACUCUGAGACUACAGUUGACGCAAGAGCAGGGUCACGUCCAAGACGCCAACAAGCGCUACGAGGCCCUUCAUCGUAGCAUGGAAGAGAAGACAAUUGCACUGAACACAAACACCGCUGAGACAGAGCGCCUGCAGAGGCUCAACGAAACGCUUACUAAAGAGCGCCUCCGGCUGGAGGAGGAGUUACGUGCUGUGCGUCUACAGCGCGAGGAGCUGCUUAACGGCAAAAAGAAUGAAGACCGGGAAAUGACAGAGCAAAUCACAGCUUUGCAAAAACAGCUUGACGUCAGUCAGCGUGCCGGUGCAGAGCAUGACCGGCUUAUACGGCAGCUCUCACGAGAGAGAGAAAAACUGCAAGAGGAGAUAGAAAAUGUGCAAAAGCAAGCCAGCGAGACUUCCUCUGUGAUCAAAAUUUCUCAAUCUCAGUGUACUGAACUGCAGCAAGAGCGCGAUGCCCUCAUCAAGAAAAUGAAAAUGAUGGAACAUGAUGCGAUGCGUAUGAAAAACCUGGAGGAGGAACUUGCCCGUAUCAAACGCUCCCUAGAGUCAGAACUGCGACUGAAAUCACAGCUAAAGGAAGAGAAGGACAGUAUCAACAAGGACUUUACCCAGUGGAAGAGAAAAUGUGACACUCACGAAGAGAAAAUACGCCAGCACAGCUUAGAGCGUUCUGCUCUGGAAAGCCAGUUUAACUCUGUCAAGAGUGAGGUGGAAAGGCUGAGGGCCCUACUAAGGGAGACUGAAGAACGCAACAGGCUGCAGUUGCAGACUUUGGAACAAGAGAGGACUGAGAUCCAGUUACUGAGAAGCUCACAGCAGAAGUCAGAUGGUGCUAACAAAUGCACCCAGACAGACCAACCUGACUCUUCCUCUCUGGUCUUCGAUGGUGUGCGCAAGAAAGUCACCGCGCAGCAGCUGCUGGACUGUGGCGUGAUUGACAAAGGGACAUUUGCACAGUUGAUAAUGGGUGAGCGGACUGUACAGGACGUGGCCGUCGAUAUCAGGCUCAAUCUUAAAGGCACAGGAGCGAUUGCAGGGCUUGCAGGUGGGCCUAAAGGUAAAAUGACAUUCGUAGAGGCCAAAAAACAAAAGUUGCUCUCAGAUGAGAGUGCAAACAUGUUGCUGGAGGCUCAAGCUGCCACGGGGUACAUGAUAGACCCCCGAGCUAAUGUGAAAAUGACAGUUGAGGAGGCUUGUCAAAAUGGACUUGUGGAUGAAACUGACAGGAAGCAGCUUUUGAUUGCAGAGUCCGCCUGCGUUGGGUUUCGGGAUCCCAAAACUGCAAAACUCCUGUCAGCUUGGCAAGCCAUGAGGAAGGGAAUUAUCAACCGAGACACAGCUCUGCGUCUACUGCAAGCACAAGAGGCGGCAGGAGGGAUCCUUGAUCCCAUCCUUAGCGUCUAUCUCUCGAAAGAUACUGCUAUGGCCCGUGACCUCAUCGAUGACGAUCUUUACCAAGCUCUAAACAUUAAACCAGAGUGCUACAUUGAUCCUGACACCGGUCUACGUGCCAACUAUGUUACCCUAAAAAAGCGAUGCAAGGCUGACCUCACCACCAGCUUGCUCAUGCUUCCAGCUCCAGAGAAACCCAUGACUGUGCAGGGACUCCGUACUGAAGUUAGUGUCUCAGACCUUGUGGAUGCAAAAUUGCUGGAACCCUCAGAUGUGGAAAGUCUGAGAGAGGGCAAGAUUACCAGCCAAGACAUCGAACACAGGCUUCGGGCUUAUCUAAGAGGAUCAACCUGCAUUGCUGGGGUCUAUGAUGAAGCCAAUGACUGCACUUUGCCCGUCUUUCAGGCUAUGAAGAAUGGACUUCUGCGACCAGGCACUACCUUGGAGCUUCUGGAGGCCCAGGCCGCCUCAGGUUUCAUGGUGGAUCCUAUAAACAAUGAGUACUGCACAGUAGAGGAGGCCUGCAAGAAAGGGCUCGCAGGUGUGGAAUUCAAAGACAAGCUUCUUUCCGCCGAGAGAGCCGUCACUGGGUACAAAGACCCUGGAACCAACAAGAUCAUCUCGCUUUUUGAAGCCAUUGAGCGUGGAAUCAUUGAGAAAGGUCACGGCAUUCGCCUGUUGGAGGCUCAGAUUGGAAGUGGUGGAAUUAUUGACCCUAAACACAGUCACAGAAUUGAUGUCGAUGUGGCAUAUCAGAGGGGCUACUUUGGUGAGGAGAUGAACCAGAUUCUGAAAGAUGAAGGAGAUGACACGAAGGGUUUCUUUGACCCCAACACGGAGGAUAAUCUAACAUACCUGCAGCUGAAGAGCCGCUGCAUCACGGAUAAGAAGACAGGACUGGUGCUGCUGCCUCUACACGAUACAAGAAAACGCCAGCUAAAGAACUCCUCAAGAAAGAGAAGGGUGUUGAUCGUUGAUCCAGAAAGUAAUAAAGAGAUGACGGUACGAGAAGCCUACGAGAAAAAACUCAUAGACUUCCAGACAUUCAUGGAAUUGUCUCAGCAAGAGUGCGAAUGGGAGGAAACAGUCAUCACUGCCCCGGAUGGCUCUACCAUAACAGCCAUAAUGGACAUGCAAACAGGCAUUCAGUAUGACUUGAAAGAACUGCUUAAUAAGGGUGUCAUUGACCAAGAGGUAUUUGACAAGUAUCGCUCAGGAGACAUCACAGUCACACAGCUUGCUGACAUGAUCAUUAACAAGGCGAAGACCCUCAACAAACCUCUGAGCUUCACUGCCUCUUCAUCGUCAUUCACAUCCCAAACGACACCGACAACCAAGACCAUCAAAAGUGAAAUCAUACAAUCUGUGCAAAGUGUUUCUACUCCACAAGAUCCAUCCUCAAUAAACAGUGCCAAGCAUAUCUCCAGCAUGUCAGUCAAACUGGCCCCAUUAUUAGAAACUAUAGAGGAGCAGAAUCCAGUUGGAGCAAUUUUUGACACUGUGAAGAUAGAGAAGAUCAGCGUGUGUGAAGCCCUGAAGCGAGGAAUACUCGAUUCUAUCACUGCACAACAAUUGCUCGAGGCACAAGCAUGCACCGGUGGGGUCGUCAAUCCUGAAAAUGGCCGCCGCAUGUCUAUUCAGGAAGCAACCCGUCUUGGCAUACUGAAUGACGAGAUGGCUAGCAGGCUAAAACUUGCCCAGAAGGCGUAUAUUGGCUUCGAAGAUGCGAAAACAAAGCGCAAGAUGUCCGCCGCCGAGGCAGUCAAAGAAAAAAUGCUUCCGUAUGAGGCUGGACAGCGCUUCCUUGUGUUCCAGUAUUUAACCGGUGGUUUGUUUGACCCAGAGCUUGGGUACAAACGUACGCUCGAGGAGGCCUUGCAGCUCGGAUGGCUUGACAUGAGAGGAGCUCAGAGGCUCCAAGAUACACGCAACCAUACCAAAAACCUAACCUGCCCCAAGACCAAGCUGAGAAUAUCCUACAAGGAGGCUCUGGAGGGUUGCAUGACCGAGGAGAACACAGGCGUCUGCAUGCUUCCUGCAGCCACAUUUUCAUCACGUGGAAUCAGCAGCCCCUACAACCUUUCCAAUUCAGGAUCUGCUUCAGGGUCUAAGAGCGGCUCUCUAAGUGGAUCCCGUAGGGGCAGUGUGGACUACACUUUGUCCCCUUCUACCAGAAACCGCAGCUUAAGCUUCAGCAAAAACUCCUUUAGCACAAGUUUGUUCUCCUAAACACCAUUUGUUUUAACUGUGCUUCCAUUUUAACACAUAUAUCCACCAAAUAGAAAUCUGUCUUUAUACGUAGUUAUGUGGAAUUGAUUAGUCCAGAAAGUGCCUUUUAUUAAUACCUGUUUACUAACUGUCUGGCUUAAGAAUUUUAUGAUACAGAUUUGAAAGUUGUUUACAACCCCAAUUCCAAAAACGUUUGGACAGUAUGUAAAAUUAUUUGUCAAUUAUAUUCACCCUUUGCUAUAUUGAAAGCACUACAACUACACAUUAUAUGAUGUAUUUUUUGUUUUUUAUGUACAGUCAUUUAAAAUCAGAUGAUCGCAACAUGCUCCAAAAAAGCAAUUUAAGACUAAUAACAAUUUGACGAUUUAAAAUAAGGCGAUGUGAAACUGGAGAUGUUAAACAGGUGAGGCACCCGUGUCAUCGUAUAUAAGGAGCCUCCAAAAACACCCUACUGUAGUCCUUCAAGAGCGAGGAUCGUUCAAGACUUGUCAGUUUACCAACAGAUGUUUCAGCAAAUAAUCCUGCACUUUGAGAACAAUGUUCCCCAAAGACAAAGUGGAAGGAUUGGGGGCAUUUCACCCUCUACGAUGCACAAUAUAGUUAAAAGCUUCAAGGAUUCUGGUCAAAUCUCGGUGCAUAUAGGCAAGGCGAAAACCCACUUCUGAAUGCGCGUGAUCUCUGAUCCCUCAGAUGUCACUGUCUUAAAAAACAUAAUUUUUUUAGUAAACAGCACUUGCCGCUGCAUCCACAGAUGCAAGUUAAGGCUUUACUAUGUAAAGGAGAAGCCGUACAUCAUCACUGUCCAGAAGCGCUGCCAACUUCUCUGGACUCGCUCUCAACUUUAGUAAACCUUUGUUAGUCAACAGCACUCGCCGCUGUAUCCACAGAUGCAAGUUAAGACUUUAUUAUGUAAAGGAGAAGCCGUACAUCAUCACUGUCCAGAAGCGCUGCUGACUUCUCUGGACUCGCUCUCAACUUAGACGGAUAGUAGAACAGUGGAACUGUGUUUUUUAAAUGAGUCCACAUUUUAAAUAGUUUUUGAAAACACAGCCGUCGUGUUAUCUUGGCCAAAGAGGAAAAAGACCAUCCAAUCUGGUAUCAGCGUCAGGUCCAAAAGCCAGUGUCUGUUUGAGCCAGGGCUGUGUCAUUGCCCAUGGCAUCGAUAAAUUGCACAACUGUGAUGGCACUAUUAGUGCAGACAGAUAUGUACAAAUUUUGGAGCGGCAUAUACUGCCAUCCAGCACCGUCUUUUCCAGGGACGUCCCAGCAUUUUCAGUAGGACAACUUCAAACCACAUACUGACCGAAUAAAUAGAGAGUGCGGGUGCUAGAUUGGCAUACUUGCAGUCCUGACCAUCUCCAAAUGAGAAUGUGUGGCGCAUUAUGAAGCGCACAAUACAGCAACGAAGACCCCGUACAAUUGCGCAGCGUCUGAGACGGUCAACCCGUGCAUCUUAUCACGUGCGUUGCCAUGGAAACAUAGCGCGUGUGUAGGCUUCACGCCACCAACGGCGGCAUCCAGGCUCACCACGCACCCACUGAGAAUUAACCACUUUUAGUGACCACGAGGAGGUCACCCCAUGUGACUCCACCCUCCCUAGCAACCGGGCCAAUUUGGUUGCUAAGGAGACCUGGCUGUAGUCACUCAGCACACCCUGGGAUUCGAACUAGCGAACUCCAGGUGUGGUAGCCAACAUUUUUACCACUGAGCUACCCAGGCCCCCAAAAUGCCACAAACUUGUGUCUUAAAUGGUGCUGUUUCAUAGUGGUAAACACUCGACUGUCAUAACUUUUUCAGUAUUGGGGUUGUAUCACAUGGCUAGAAUAUAAUUUUCUUGUUUUCACACCACUAAGAACGUUGAAUUGCUGUAGUUUUUCCCCAGUGCCUUCCCGUUAUUGCCUUUGUACUAGCCUGACUUACUCUGUGACAUUUACAUCUAUGCAGUUUCUGAUGUUUUUAUCUUAGUUUUAUUACUCAAAUAAAGACCAUUUAAAAUGUAUCACUUGGA